CGGGUGAGAAGCCAUACCCGUGCGAGACCUGUGGAAAACACUUCAGACAGAAAAGUGCUCUAAAUGUUCACACGAGGACCCAACACGCGUGAGAAGUUGUGGUGCACAGGCCAGCCAUGCCAGUGCUUCCUUAUGGGAAGCAAAGGGCCGGGUAACGCUCCCAUUCAGCAUGUUCUCUCUGCAGCACUACCUCACCUCUCAGCAGGCUAACGGAAACGUGGUGAAGCCCCAAAAAAAUGUCACCUUCACGUGCGGUGCCCUUUCUGACCGGAAGGAGGCAGCAGAACACAAAACUGUGUCCGACUCUGCCAGAAUUAAACCGAAGAAGAAGAAGAAGCUAGCUGGACGGAAACGCAUGUAGCAACACAUUUAAGCUUCUGUGGAGGAUUUUCCUGCUGACUCAGGAUUAAACUGAUGGAGACAAACUUUGUGAUGGAGCAGUGAGUGAGGAUGUGACUGGACCGUGGGUGGUGUGGAGCCCCUGGAGGGACCGCGGAUCGGCGGCUCCGGGAUGGAGACCUGGACCCCUAAUCCCCGAGCGAAACCGUUCAUCCCGCGCCAGCAACGGAGCUGGUACCUCACCUGGAAAUACAAGCUGAGCAACAAGAGGGCGGUCCGGAGGUUCUGUCAGGCCGGAGCGGUUCUGUUCCUCCUGAUCACCGUCAUCAUCAACAUCAAACUGAUUCUGGACACGAGGAGAGCAGCAAGUGAAGAGGCAGCUCGGGAGUAUGAGGAUGUGAUUCCCAACAUGGAAACACCACGCCGAUCAGCCGGUGGACGCCGGGUUCUGGACAUUGAGGUCUACUCCAGCCGCUCCAAAGUCUAUGUAGCUGUGGAUGGAACCACGGUUCUGGAGGAUGACAUGCGGGAUCAAGGUCGAGGCAUCCAUGUGAUUGUCCUCAACCAGGCUACGGGUCAUGUGAUGGCCAAGAGGAUCUUCGACACCUACUCCCCCCACGAAGACGAAGCUAUGAUCCUCUUCCUCAACAUGGUGACUCAGGGCCGGAUCCUCAUCUUCACCAUAAAGGAUGAAGGAACGUUCCACCUGAAGGACGCAGCCAAGAACCUGCUGAAGACUCUGGGCAGUCAGAUGUCCCUGGGCCUCAGCUGGAGGGACAUGUGGACCCUAGUGGUGAAGAAAGGAGGUCUGGUUUAUGGAGAGAAAGGCUCAAAGUCUCCAGCUCUGUCCACCUGGGGUGACCCAGUUCUGCUAAAGACUGAGGUCCAGCUAACUGCAGCUGAAGAAGCCGAGUGCCACUGGGCCGACACGGAGCUGAACCGCAGGAGGAAGCUCUUCUGCAGCAAAGUGGAAGGAUAUGGAAGCAUCUGCAGCUGUAAAGACCCGGCGCCCAUCGAGUUCAGCCCAGAUCCGCUUCCCAGCAGCAAUGUGUUUAAUGUUCCGGUUGCCGUCAUCGCAGGAAACCGACCCAACUACCUGUACAGGAUGCUGCGCUCGCUGCUGUCGGCCCACGGCGUCAACCCGCUGAUGGUCACCGUGUUCAUUGAUGGAUACUAUGAGGAGCCUAUGGACGUGGUGGAGCUGUUUGGACUCAAGGGGGUCCAGCACACCCCCAUCAGCAUCAAGAAUGCCCGAGUGUCUCAGCACUACAAGGCCAGUCUGACCGCGACCUUUAACCUUCACCCAGAGGCGAACUUCGCCAUUGUUUUGGAGGAAGACCUGGAUGUUUCUGUGGACUUCUUCAGCUUCCUGAGCCAGACCAUCCACCUGUUGGACCAGGAUGACAGUUUGUUCUGUAUCUCAGCCUGGAACGACCAGGGCUACGAACACAUCGCCGAGGACCCGGCGCUGCUCUACAGGGUGGAGAGCAUGCCGGGUCUGGGCUGGGUUCUGAAGAAGAGCAUCUACAAAGAUGAGCUGGAGCCCAAAUGGCCGACGCCAGAGAAGCUGUGGGACUGGGACAUGUGGAUGAGGAUGCCGGAGCAGAGGAAAGGCCGAGAGUGCGUCAUUCCGGACGUGUCCCGAUCCUACCACUUCGGCAUCAUCGGACUCAACAUGAACGGAUAUUUCCACGAAGUUUAUUUCAAGAAGCACAAGUUCAACACGGUGCCCAACGUGCAGCUGAAGAACGUGGACAGCUUGAAGAAAGAUUCGUACGAAGUGGAGAUCCAGGGGCUGCUGAAAGUGGCAGAGGUGUUGGACCACACCAAGAACCCGUGCGAGGACUCGUUUGUUCCGGACUCGGAGGGAAAGACCUACAUCAUGUUCAUAAAGAUGGAGUCUGACUCGGACACGUCCACGUGGACGGAACUCGCCAAGUGCCUACAUGUGUGGGAUCUGGAUGUUCGAGGCUACCACCGAGGCCUCUGGAGGCUCUUCAGGAAGAGGAACCACGUCCUGGUGGUGGCCGUGCCCAUCUCACCGUACUCUGUGAAGAAACCAGCUGCUGUCACUCCAAUCCGCUUAGAACCUCCGCCCAGAGAGGAGGGGGCACCAGUGGACCCAAUGUGACCAUCCAACUGGUCCCUCAGAACUUCUUCAGCUGACUGAUGAUCUGACAGAUUCAGAAACGCCGUGGUUCUGGAGUUCCUUACCACCGUGGUUCUGGAGUUCCUUACCACCGUGGUUCUGGAGUUCCGGAACGCCGUGGUUCUGGAGUUCCGGAACGCCGUGGUUCUGGGUUUUCCUGUUACUAAGCCCACUACUUCUGCUUCUGUCUGAACAGAACCCUGUCUGUGUUCCAGGGCAGGAAGCGGGAUCAGAAACUUCCUCACUCAGUUCACCAGGAUAACAACGUCUACUGGAGUUGAUUCAAACUUUAAUCACACAAGAAGUCAAACAAACUCCACUUCCUGUCAUAACAAGUGGAGAACUUUGAUUCUAAAUAAAGAUCUAAACUUUAGCUCGUGUUCAAAUGUUGUGAGCUGCCGACUGAAUGAAGAAAGGAAGUUUAGGUCCAAAGGACCGGGAUCCACAACUCGUGGAUCGUUGGAUAAUCCUGGAUAAUCCCGGACUCUUUGUGAGAAAAGGAGGAAAAGCUUAAUUUUAGAAAAGAGCCGUCUGAAACAUUUCUGCCUUUACCAGAUGCACCUAAACGCACCACCAAGCCUCCGUCCCGUUUCAGCCUGUCAGCUUUUUCAUCCUAACUUUGUUUUACUGUGUUGAAGCUUUCGGACAGUCGGACAUUUUAAAGUUGGGCCUACCUGUAGGUAGCUUCCUGAACAGCCUCCGUUUACAAAAAUAGAGUUUAUGUCCUUCAGAAGUUAUCGCUAGCUGCUAUUCUCGAGGAGCGGUUAUCAGAGGUGGCGGCUACUCCCUCCUGUCAGCGAGACUAAACUAAUGGCUAGCUUCAUUUGGCUAGUCUGAGCUAACAGUAGGUCUGAGCUAAGGGCUAGUUUACAGCUGACUUACACCACCAUCAGUUUCAUUGGUGGUUUGUUGGCCCAAGCUAAUUAGUCGUUAGCUCAGACUAGCCAUUAGCUUAUCAGUCCUGUAGGAUGUAUACCCCAUUUCUCCUAACCGAGGCUGUUGAGGAAGCUGUAGGUGAGAUAGAUUUAUUCAUAACCUGUACAAAGAAACCAUCUGAAGGGCUUGAGCUAAGCCCCCCCAUUCCCUAACCCUCCAGCUGCGUUUGUGAAGAAGUCCGGAUCCGUUUAGUCGCGGCAGCAGCUAGCACCUCAAACCAAGAGCAGCUCUGUAUGUCAGAUAUUUAUUUUAGGAGUCAUCCCUGUUUUGUUUUACCUGAGAGUGACGUCACCUAGUGGGACUUGAACCUUUCAUCUCCAUCCAGACCAUGUGAUCCGUUUCAGUGAUAAAGGGUUCCUAUUUGAAACGCCAUUUUCAGACCAAACACGAGGAUUUAGAAUAAUCUGAGGUAAGAACAGCAAAGAUAAAUACAACCAUACGAGAAGUCGUCCUACCAAGCUGAGUUUGGGACUACGUGUGUGCGGGUCGGCCCGCGAGCCGCUCCGCUGCCAUCUGAAAGGCCAGGUUCCUAAAAUCACAGCCUGAACAACGAGGCACGGCUUUUAAAGUCGACGGCAUGCCAUCCCUUCUGUCUGUAAUAACCAGACUUUGUAUUUUGUGGAAGUAAAAUAAAAAUCUGACUAUUGCACAAAUCAUUCGGCAGAUUCAUUAAAGGGAGACUAGGCAGUUUGGGCUUAAGCCGUCUCCUCGCGGUGCCUUUUAAACACCUUAAUCUAACAGCCUUCUUUGCUUCCUACAGGCGUGAUUCAUCACUAAAUUAAACCAAUCAGCUGUGUUCACAGUCUAAAACCUACAGGAAGCCCAGUUUAUGGUUCUGCGUUGGUACAGAGAUGCAACACCGUAGAGCGGCGGAAGCAUCUGAUAUUCUGGCCACAGGCCGUUUGGGCUGGGUGGCGUUCCGCUAAUCCUGUAACGGGUUGUUUUAGCACAUACUGCCUCAGGAAAAUGACGUUAAAAUGUGAAAAAGUUGCAGUCUCAUUAAAACUAACAAUAUUUAGUGGAAGACGUGUACAGAGGUUUGAGAAGAGCUUUCAGCCGUCAGGGUUUAUUUUAGAAUGAAGUCCAGUUUUUAUCCGUGAUUCCGGGUUUAGGGUUCUGUAAGUCCAGAUGCUUAAACAUCUCUGUUCUGGUUCCCAGAACCAACCCACUCUGUGUUUCUGUUCUGUUUGCGGUGAGUUAACCAUGGUUGUUGGGUUCUUACUGACGAUCUGGACAAACUGUGUGAAGUUACUUGUUUUUAUUCUCUGAGUUGAACGUUUUACUGAUUAAAACUUCAUCCCUGGA
This is a messenger RNA of Nothobranchius furzeri (turquoise killifish), 4729 nucleotides long. RefSeq names its product protein O-linked mannose N-acetylglucosaminyltransferase 1 (beta 1,2-) (gene pomgnt1). The record is from RefSeq and is a predicted model, not a curated record. Gene Ontology annotation, cellular component: Golgi membrane. Gene Ontology annotation, biological process: protein O-linked glycosylation via N-acetylgalactosamine. NCBI's taxonomy places the organism in Eukaryota, Metazoa, Chordata, Actinopteri, Cyprinodontiformes, Nothobranchiidae. Gene Ontology annotation, molecular function: beta-1,3-galactosyl-O-glycosyl-glycoprotein beta-1,3-N-acetylglucosaminyltransferase activity.